Molecule: messenger RNA, 3849 nt
Organism: Symbiodinium sp. CCMP2592
Lineage: Eukaryota; Dinophyceae; Suessiales; Symbiodiniaceae
Source: the annotation of a GenBank genome assembly
AUGUCUUCUUGCAGACAAUGGAAAGCCAAAGCUCAGCCAUCACAGGCAGAGCAUCAACCCAAUCUUCCAGCACGACGUGCAGGGAACGGCUCUGCCGAGGAGGCGAGCGCGGCAGCCCCUUCUGGUUUCGAAGCGCCUGUUCGACAAGAUGGAUCCAGACGGCAAAGGCAUAGGCACCAAAGCGCGGCUUGGGGCAGCUGGAGCAACUACGGGUAUGGCCCUUGGCAAAGUUGGCCAACUUGGAAUCCUGCAGACGGCUUUUCGAAUUCUGACUGGUAUGCUGGACCCAACACGCACCGGUCCAGAGAAUUCCGAGCCCAUCGGCCACAAGCUCAGUCUGUCGAGAUCAUUCCUGAGAGUGCAUCUGCCGGCCUUCGCCCAGAACAGCUGUUAAGAAGAAGCCAAAGACAGUCCGAGACCCGUCAGCAUAGCUUCGUGCCUGCUGAUGAUGCUGCCGCACCCGAUGCGAAUGAUGCUGACGCGGACGACGGCGGCAGGCCAAGCUCCGGGUCCGCGGAGACGACAACUACGCCAUCUGCAGUGGUAGAGGACGCCGAUGCCGAAACCAACCCUCCGCUGCGGCCGGGCGCAUUGUCUGCACCAACCGCGGCACCGGCACCUCCUCAGCAGGAGGAGGAAGGAGAGAAGAUAGAGAAGGUUCUUUCUGAGGAGCCUAGGUCUUGGCUAACCGGAGCUCCAGAUGGCUUGGCUUACAUCGAGGAUUUCCUGGCGCAAACAAAUGAGCCGCAAGUGGUGGAGGAUUGGGAGGACAUGGCAGAGGACCUUGCCGAAGAUCGCGAGCCUCCAUGGUACAAUGUGCCCUAUUUGUUGCGGUAUCGGUUUCGAGAGCCGAUUGCGGACACCAGCUUGGAAGGUUUGCCCAGCUUGGGCCGGCGGCCUAAGCCUGCAGUGCCGCUUCGUGCUCCAGGACGUGAUUUGGUAGCAGCUAUCAAGGAUGUGUCCGGAGAAGGCCUAGCGCUUGGGCUCUCACCUUUGAGUGCCGUGGCAAAUUAUGGACAGGCUUUUGCAGCAGGCGUUUCAGCGAGUGGAAGCUGGGACAAGGUGGAACUACUGCCGUGGUCCUUACUGCACCCAGCUGGUCCUCCAUCGUGGGGUGAAGGUCGAGAAGCCACUGUUCGCUGGCGCUUCCAUGUGGUUGAUUUACGUGCUAAGCCCACUGAAUUCCAUGCGGGCAACAAGAACCUGCUGCACUUAACUGACGGGACCGGGAAUUGGGAGCAGACGAAGCUGCUGCCAGGAAUUCUGACCGUGGAGAUAUGCUUGCAGCGGAGCCUCCCUCUUCACGUUCAAGUGGGACCUUGUCAACAGAGAGAGGGCCAGGCAGACGAGCAUGAGGUGCGAGCACUGGUGCUCGCUGACAAGCUCUGCCUGUGUCUAGACCAUCGUCGGCCAGAGACUGGACUUCACUGUUUCUGUCCGGAGGCACUACUUGCUGCAGCAGCCCCGAUGCCUGCCGCCAGCGAGGUGGUUAACUGGGACAGCACUGCAGACUACAUGGCCAGCUGGCGGCCUGCUGUUGAGCUGGAGGCUGCAGCAAGUGCUGCAGAUGAGGAUGACACCAGAACCCUUUCGAAUGUCGACAUCGCAUGGGGUGAAAAAGGGCUGGGCUCCUUCGUGGUGCCCAGUGCUCUGGCAUCAGCACAUCGCAUGAAGAUGCGCGGCUUGAUUCGAGGAGAAGAUGGGCCGACGGAGUGGAGCUCUGGCUGGUUGUGUUUGCGUCUCCCGGCGCAGCAAAGCGGAGGUAUCGGUUGGCGAGGCCAUGCAGGCAUUGUCGAUGCUGAUCUCGUCGGUGACGACGGUAAUGCUCAGCCUUUGGCUGUCGUUGUUGGUGAGGAGGAAGCUCAAAUUCCACAGACGAUGUCCCUUCGCAUCAGCUUCCAGAUGGUUCCUGGUGCUUCAGACUCCUCCGGGACGCCCAGAACUAGGAAAGCUGGCUACAUAAUCGAGUUCAUUCCGAAAUCGCUGCCAUACAGCUGCAUGGCGGUGGCACUGGCAGAGCUGAGUUCUGCAUCUCCGCUGCUCCGGGAGGUUGUCCUCCAGGCCAGGGCACCAGCCCCUGGAGCCGCCCCUGGCCCUGCAGCUGCACAGCAAUGCCUUGACGACGAGGCUUCCUGGCACUCGGAAACGCGGGAGUCUUUUGCAAAGAGUAUGGACCUGAAGCCUUGGCGCUUGAAUCCUCCUCAGGAAGCGGCGGUUCGCGGCUCCUUAGAGGAUGCCUUGUCGCUGAUCCACGGCCCCCCCGGGACUGGCAAAACCACUACAGCCGCUGCGCUGUGUGUGCUGUAUGCCUUGUGGAAUCUUGACUGUGGUCAAGUAGCAGCCGUACUGUACUGCACGCCAAGCAAUGAUGCUGCCGACGUUGCCUGCAUCCGCGUUGCCGAAUCAUCGGCAAGGCAUUUCCAGGCCCUGGCCACAAAGCGGCGCCAAGAAGUCGUUGCCGCUGGGACCAGCGAGGACUGCCCGAUCUGCUUCAAUGGUUCGUGCGAUGCCAUCACUGCUUGCGGUCAUCAAUUUCACCGGAGCUGUCUGGAACAAGCUCGUGCUGCAGGGAACUCAACUUGUCCGCUUUGUCGUCGCCCGCUGCGCCAGUCUGAGGGAGGUUUAACAGCACUUCGAGUCUACAGCGCUGAGAUGGAGCGCGGCGAUUUUCCUGUGCCCAAAAGGAUUGAUCACCCUAGCGCAAAGCCGCGAAAGGUGAAGACGGUGUCCGAGGCUAUGCGCCCAUUUGCUUUGCAUUGGCGCUGCCACGGCCGAGCUCCAGGUGUGGAGCCGACUGCGGAGUCCUUGGAGGCAGGCGCAGCCUACGAACGAAUGCUACAGGCGGGGCUCAGUAGCCCUCUCUUCGACGAGCUUCGCACAGAAUACUACUUGGCUCUUUCAGCCGCUCGUGCUGCAGAGCUGCGCCGCACAGAUGUGGUUUUCGCAACAUGCAUAUCUGCACGACGUGGUGGAUUGGCAGCUGCUUUACAGGCACCUGGAGCGCCAGAACUACUGCAGGUGGUGUUGGACGAGGCUGGGCAGGCCCCAGAACCAGAAGCGCUUUGCCCCAUGACACUGGCGAAAAACGCCAAGAAGAUUGUCAUGGUCGGCGACCCCAAGCAGCUUCGGCCCAUCGUCACCAGCCCACAAGCUGAGAGAAUGGGUCUUAAUAUAUCGUUGCUCGAGCGCUUGAGCGACGCGCCUGCUGGUAAGCCUCGGCUGUUGUCUCUGCAGUAUCGAAUGCACGAGGAGUUGAAUGAGUUUCCGGCAGCAUACUUCUAUGGCGGCCGUGUCAGAACGGAUCCCGCUGUUCUCGCUCGUCGGCCUGGACGCUUGGCGCACCCGACUCGGCCGAUGAUCUCGAGACCGUUCCUGUUCUGGUCGUCUCACGGCGGACCUUCGGAACAGAUUUCACAGGUUCGAAGCUCAGCUGCCAGCGCCAAGUCCCGUUUCAACCCGGCAGAGGCGUUGCGAGCUGCAGCACUGGCACGCUCGCUAGCAGCCAAAGUGGGCGACAGCCGCGUAGCGGUGCUUACCUGGUACAACGCCCAGGUGGCACAAUUGAGCGAGGCACUCGCCGGGACUUCAAUUCACAUUGGCGGUGUUGUUUCAUCUCAGGGCAAUGAAUGGGACUACGUACUGCUGUCAACCGUUCGCAGCUCGCCUGGUGGCCUUGGUGCCUUAGAGGACGAACAUUUGCUGGACGUGGCCCUCACGAGAGCACGGCUAGGAAUGUGCGUGCUUGGAGCGCCCGAGACAUUGAGGCGCAUACAUGCUUGGUCGUGUCUGUUAGACCACUGCGAAACCCGUGGUCUUGUGACGACCUCACAGCCUGUUGUUAUGCCAUAA